Molecule: messenger RNA, 2288 nt
Organism: Pseudomyrmex gracilis
Lineage: Eukaryota; Metazoa; Arthropoda; Insecta; Hymenoptera; Formicidae
Gene: cta
Product: guanine nucleotide-binding protein subunit alpha homolog
Exons: 6
Coding region: 611-1714 (367 amino acids)
Biological process (GO): adenylate cyclase-modulating G protein-coupled receptor signaling pathway; Rho protein signal transduction
Cellular component (GO): brush border membrane; heterotrimeric G-protein complex
Molecular function (GO): GTPase activity; G-protein beta/gamma-subunit complex binding; guanyl nucleotide binding
Source: RefSeq, a predicted model, not a curated record
UUUCAUACACGCGUCGGGAGAUGACAAGGAGCGCCGCCCGGUAAUUACCAUGAUUAUUUAAUCAUGUCUAAUUCGGGGGUUAUACAUCAGCAGAGAUGAUAAGGAUUGUGAAUAAGCGAAAGUGCUAUCGAUAGCAGUGGUAGCACCAAUUGCCACGUGAACUUUUCUAUGUUAAUCUCUUUUUUUUCUUUUUAUUUCUCCAAUAUAUUCUUUUGUGUGUUGUUAUAACAGUAUUGUACGUGACAAGUACGCGGCUCGUCUGGAAUCGAUCGAAAAAGCCGCAUAUUUGUUCGAGCGGAAGUGAUAGUGAUCAUCAAUUGUGUCAGAAAUUCCGACGUACCACGCCUGAUGAAGAAAUGCGAUCUUGAAUUUGUGAUUUCCGAUCAGCUUUCACGAGGUGGGUGUGUGGAUUUGACAUUCGGAGGGUUAGACCGGGGAUGGGGAGGGGGAGGGGUGACGUACGAAGAAUAUAUCGUUCGUUGAAUGUGCGGUCGAAUGACGAGAUUAUCACCACGUAACAAGAUAUCGGAAGUAAAAGAGGACGGAAGUAAAGGAAGGUGUUAGAAGAGGUAGGAACAAGAAGAGGGAGCGAGAAGCAAGGUGGAGCAAGAUGGCGAGCUCCUUAACAUGGUCGUGUUGUCUACGCUUUAAAUUCAGCCCGGAGGAAAUCGAACAACGUUACAAAAGUCAGGAAAUCGACCGAAUGUUGGAAAAGGACCGGCAAACAUUUCGCCGACAGGUGAAAUUGCUAUUGCUCGGCGCAGGCGAGAGCGGCAAGUCAACAUUCCUCAAACAGAUGCGAAUCAUUCAUGGGAUUAAAUUCGAGCCUGAAUUAAUUAAGGAAUAUCAACAUGUAAUCUACCAGAAUAUCAUCAAAGGAAUGAAGGUUUUAGUGGAUGCUAGGGAUAAGCUAAAUAUUCCCUGGGAGAAUCCUAAAAAUUAUGAUAUUGGCUUUCAAUUACUCAAGUUUGAAAACACCAUGGUGUUAGACACCAGGUUAUUUUUGCAUUAUGUACCAGCACUGCAAAAUUUAUGGAAAGAUGCAUCGAUUAAAAAAGCAUUUGAUAGAAGAAGAGAAUUUCAAUUAAGUGAUUCUGUUCAAUAUUUCUUGGAUAAUCUUGACAGGAUAGCAAGAGUGGAAUAUACACCUACACAUCAAGAUAUCUUACAUUGUAGAAAGGCAACAAAAGGAAUUUCUGAGUUUGUAAUACCAAUUAACAAUAUCCCUUUUCUUUUUGUUGACGUUGGUGGCCAAAGAUCUCAAAGGCAAAAAUGGUAUCAAUGUUUUGAUUGUGUAACAUCUAUAUUAUUUCUUGUAUCGUCGUCGGAGUUUGAUCAAGUUUUAUUAGAAGAUAGGAGAACUAACAGAUUGGAAGAAUCCAGAAAUAUAUUUGAUACCAUUGUAAACAAUAGGAUAUUCUGUGGUGUCUCUAUUAUUUUGUUUUUAAACAAAACAGAUCUGCUCGAUAAGAAAGUAAAGUCACAAGAUACAAACGUGUGUUUGUACUUUCCACAAUUUACGGGUGAUCCACAUUCCAUAAAAGACGUGCAAAAUUUUAUACUCGAUAUGUUUGUCUCCGUCAAGAGAGAUCCAAGAAAACCGUUGUUUCAUCACUUUACUACUGCGGUAGAUACAGAGAAUAUUAAAGUUGUUUUUAAUGCUGUAAAGGAUACUAUUCUGCACCGAAAUUUAGAAUCACUUAUGCUUCAAUAAUGGACAUAGAGGCGAAAGAGAAUCAUAUAGAUAAAACAGCUAGAAAAAUAUAAGAGAUACGCAAUGAAAAUUAAUAUUUAAUAUUUAAUAUUACUAUUUUAAUCAGUAAUUUUUGAAGAAUAUUGCAAGACGAAUUAGAUUGAAACAUUUUGAUAAGACAAUACAUAUAUAUAUUUAUAAAUAAGAAAGAGAAAAAACUGCCUAAUAUACAACUAUAUUGAAAAUUUUGACUUUUGUAUACACACUUUACAUAAUAUACACAUAUAUUCAUAUAAAAUACACAUGUCUGUAUGCGCGCAUGUCUACAUGCAUACAGAGAAACAAAGAUAUAUUUUCAUUGUGCUUUUAACAAAUAUUGAAUGGUUGUAAAAAAAGAUGUGUUAUACAAACUCUAUUGUAUAUAACUAUUUGUAUAUUUUCUAUGUUAAUACGUUUUAUGAUAAUGGUUUGAAUAUAUUUAUAUAGAAAGAAGAAAGAUUUGUUGCACGUAAUUCAAUUUAGAUUCGUAUAUUUGUACAAAUAUAUAUACAUAUAUUUAUAAUUCAAUACUUUUUCAAAUAUAUGUAUGUAUAUG